This is a messenger RNA of Gekko japonicus, 1379 nucleotides long. It is a transcript of the gene PELI3, whose product is annotated as pellino E3 ubiquitin protein ligase family member 3. Gene Ontology annotation, biological process: regulation of Toll signaling pathway; protein K63-linked ubiquitination. Bases 1 to 1338 code for a protein of 445 amino acids. Gene Ontology annotation, molecular function: ubiquitin protein ligase activity; protein binding. Lineage: Eukaryota; Metazoa; Chordata; Lepidosauria; Squamata; Gekkonidae. The record is from RefSeq and is a predicted model, not a curated record. The transcript has 6 exons.
AUGGUGCUAGAAAGCAGCCCAGAAGCAGUGAGUUCCCAGUCCCUAGAUCUCCGGCGAGCUUGCCCCAAGAGCAGCCGCAUCUACCCUUCUCCAGGGGACAGUAUCCUGUUGACCAAGGAGCCAGUGAAGUACGGGGAGCUGAUCGUGCUGGGGUACAAUGGCUCCUUGCCCAAUGGUGACAAGGGCCGACGCCGCAGCCGACUGGCCCUGUUCAAGAGGCCCAAGGCUAAUGGGGUGAAACCCGAUGUCAUCCACCACAUCUCCACGCCGCUUGUGUCCAAGGCACUAAGUAACAAAGGCCAGCACAGCAUCUCCUACACACUUUCCCGAAGCCACUCAGUGAUUGUGGAGUACACGCACGACAGUGAAACCGACAUGUUUCAGAUUGGUCGUUCCACAGAAAGUAUGAUUGAUUUUGUGGUGACGGACACGACCCCUGGGGCCAACUCAGCCGUCGAUGGUCAGUCAGCUCAGAGCACCAUCUCUCGCUUUGCCUGCCGUGUCAUCUGCGAACGGAACCCCCCCUACACAGCACGCAUUUUCGCUGCCGGCUUUGACGCCUCCCGCAACAUUUUCCUUGGAGAGAGGGCGGCCAAGUGGAGGACUCCGGACGGGCUGAUGGAUGGGCUGACAACAAAUGGGGUGCUGGUGAUGCACCCCAAUGGCGGCUUCAGUGAGGACUCCACGCCGGGCGUGUGGCGCGAGAUCUCUGUGUGUGGGAACGUGUAUGCCUUGCGCGACAGUCGCUCUGCACAGCAGCGGGGGAAGCUGGUGGAAUCAGAGUCCAACGUGCUCCAAGACGGCUCACUCAUUGAUCUCUGUGGCGCCACCCUCCUGUGGCGGACGUCGGAGGGGCUCCUGCGCACGCCGACACUGCAGCAGCUGGAGGCCCUGCGCCAGGAGAUCAACGCUGCCCGGCCCCAGUGCCCAGUGGGCUUUAGCACGCUGGCAUUUCCCAGCCUGGCACAGAGGGGCGUGGUGGAGAAGAAGCAGCCAUGGGUCUAUGUCAACUGCGGCCACGUCCAUGGGUUCCACAACUGGGGCUUCCGCAAGGAGAAAGGGGGCCUGGAACGAGAGUGCCCCAUGUGCCGGCGCUCUGGGCCCUACGUGCCUCUGUGGCUGGGCUGCGAGGCGGGGCUCUACCUGGACGCCGGGCGCCCCACCCACGCCUUCUGCCCCUGUGGCCACGUCUGCUCUGCCAAGACUGUGCAGUACUGGGCACAGAUCCCUCUGCCCCAUGGCACCCACGCCUUCCACGCUGCCUGCCCUUUCUGCGGCACCUGGCUGACGGGCCAGCAGGGGUUCGUCCGUCUCAUCUUCCAGGGGCCUCUCGACUGAGCUGGGGGGUGGGGGGACAGGAUGGAGGGAGAUUAAAAAUA